This is a messenger RNA of Mugil cephalus (flathead mullet), 3581 nucleotides long. RefSeq names its product family with sequence similarity 83 member C (gene sack1c). The transcript has 5 exons. Bases 772 to 2574 code for a protein of 600 amino acids. The record is from RefSeq and is a predicted model, not a curated record. Lineage: Eukaryota; Metazoa; Chordata; Actinopteri; Mugiliformes; Mugilidae.
UGUGCAGGUGCAUCUAACCAGACAUUCAUGUAGGAUAGAGAGUGUGAUAUAUAGGAGGAAUGGUGCAGGUUGGUUUUAUAGCAUAUGGACAAUAUUUACAGAUGGAUCUGUUAAAUAAUGAAUCGUAAGUAGACUGAUGAUGACACAAUUGGUAAAUAACAUAAACAUUGAUGAAAUCAUUAAAGACUAAAUCCACGUUCAUCUUUAGUCGUUUUCUUUCAGCUUCGUGCGUUUUAUUUUGAAACUAUUUUAAAAAGUCUACCUGGAGGGCGCUGGUUGUCCUGGAGACGGGGGGAGGGGGAGGGGGAGGAGCCAGUGCGCUCUGCAGAACCAAUGACAGAGCCGUUUGCAACAGGUGAGCAGAAAACACACACCUGACACCUGGCAGCGUGACGCGUAGGGAGAGGAGGCCCCUGGGAGCCAACAUCCUGCCACAACAAGCGACGGGACGUGUUACCGGAGAAGACAGGACCAUUUGACCGGCGGAGGAGCCGCAGAUCCGGAUUAACACGACACUGAAGGCCUGAGGACAGAAACGAGCCAAGUGUUCUUUCACAAAGAGCUGGGGGGAAGUCUGGGAGGAUUAUUUUAGCUUCAUUAAUCAGCUCCACUUUAAUCCGGUUUGUUCUACAACUAUGUGUCCAGAGACCGGGAGCAGCAGCGCAUAGGACCCGGGUCUGCUGCCUCGUCCCCUGAGGCUUCAUCUCUCUUCUUUCUUUAUUCCGCCGACGGGUGAUUUAAUCCUAAAGCUCACCUGCUGACGGCGGCGCCAUGAUCAGCUCGGAGGGUCUGAGGCCGACCUCCAACGGCCGUAAGCCGCUGGGGAAGCUCGCGUCCCGGCUGGAGGAGGCGAAGAACCCGUGGCGCCAGGGCUCCACGCUGGAGCUGAGCCACAACGAGGCGGCGCGUCUGGCCACGGACGCGCUGCUGGAGCACGGGGAGAAGGAGUACCGCAGGGUCCUGGCGGAGGAGCGGGAGCUCAGCUUCCUCUCCCCGCUUGAGAUCCGCUACAUCGGGCAGCAUGCGGUCAGCAAAGCGUGCGCCCCUGACAGCAGCGGCGGCGCCGGUGCCCCGGACUUCGGGGACGGAGACGCCGUGUCCGAGCUCACCUCCGGGACCUACUUCCCCAUGAUGUCCGACGAGGACCCGCCGAUGCUGGAGCUCGGCUGGCCCUCGCCCCCGGCGAGGUACGGACCGUCUGAGACGCAGAUCUUCUUCCAGAGGGACAAAUCCCACAACAUCAAGGACCUCAUCAGGUCCCUGAUCAACAAGGCCAAGAAGGUCAUUGCGCUGGUGAUGGACGUGUUCACCGAUGUAGAUCUGCUCUGUGACCUCAUGGAGGCGUCCAACAAGCGCCGGGUCCCCGUCUACAUGCUCCUGGAUGAGAAGAACCUCAGCUACUUCAUGGAGAUGUGCUCGGCACUGGACCUCGAGUACUCACAUCUGAGUAACAUGCGCAUUCGUAGCGUCUGUGGUGACACCUACUGCACCAAGAGCGGCAAGAAGUUCACUGGCCAGGUCCUGGAGAAGUUCAUGAUCAUCGACUGUGAGGACGUCAUCGCCGGCUCGUACAGUUUCACCUGGCUCUCGGCUCAGGUUCACAGUAACAUGGUGAUGCACUUCUCGGGUCGGAUCGCCGACAGCUUCGACCGGGAGUUCCGCUGCCUUUACGCCGACUCGCAGAUCAUCGAGACCUUGUCUAACCCCGAGGACGACGAGGGGCCGAUCUACUACCCGUCGUACCCAGCCAUGAUGGGCCCGGGUCUGGGUCUGGAUCUGCUGCCUGACAGGCAGCGUGACAGAGGAUUCUCUGAAAACUCCAGCAGCCAAUCAAGUGACAGCGUGUCCAGUGUGAAGGCGGCUCCCGGGAUGAGCACCAACACCGUCUACAAGGUGACUCACGACAAGAAGGAACCUGCCACCAACUCUCGGCCGAGCCCCGAGCGGAGAGGGGGGGGCGGCAGCGACCGAGGCAUCGGGAGCGUGACGUCAGGAGUGCGAGGCUCUGCUAAUGGAGGAACCAAUCACGGCCCGAUUCCCGACCGCCCUCCGCCGGCCUACGUCCAGCCCAUGGGCAUCGAGUGGAACAAGCCCAACCCGGCGGACGUCAUGCGCGCCAACAUCGGAGGCACCUCCUCGAAGUUCCAGGCGCUAGGGUUGUACGAUCACAAGCCGAGCGGGUUCCACAGCAGCCCCAACUCCAACCUGACCCCCAAGAUCCCCAUGCCCACCCCUGCCAACGACGGCAAGCCCAUCCCCAAGCAGAGGACUCCUCCGAACCAGUUCAUGAACAAACUGUCAGACCUUUUCCUGGCGCCCUCCUCCAAAGACAAAGACCCCUACACCUACCAGAGGUCACCGUCCCCUCACGGCUCCUCGCCCUGGGGAGGACCGGACCUUUCUCAGCCCGAGCCGGAGAGCCAGCAGAGCCCCCCGCCCCCCCCGGCUUUCAUGAACCGCCAAGACCAGAAGAGGAUGACGCUGGGCCACAGCAAGCUGGACCUGGUCAACCAGUACAACAAGAUGAAGUCCAAGCAGGUUUACAGCCGCUUCGAGCUCAAGAGCAGCAACUAGAAGGGACUCCACAGACCGGGGGGCUGGGGUGGAGGAGGCAUCUUUUUACAGACAUUACCCUGGACCGCGUUUCUGAUAUCGGCAAAGGAAUCGAGCCAUGGCAACCAUUUUGGUUCUGCACAGUUUUGAAACAGUUCUGCCUCUUUUAUCUUUUUAUUGUGUUGGCGGUUGAAGUUUAUGAAACUAAUUUCAUUUGUAAGAAGCAGCUGCAGUUGAUCUGUUCGCUGAGGCUUGAAAAUGGAAGAAAAUGUGAAUGUUUCUGACUCUCUGUUGGGGUUUUUCUACAUGUUUUCUAUGAAAUGACGAUCUCUCUCUUUGUGUGAACUUAUUAAGCUGCAGUAAUUGUGCAGAUUUUUUAACGUCAAAAUCUUUUAUUCUUCAAACAGUCGAAUCAAUCAAUGUUUUCUGGUUUCGUCUAUCUACAUGUGCCUUGAUCAUUCCGCCUUAAGGUUUCGUUAGUAAGCUGACGUCUCCAGUGAAUCGACGUGGAGGUACGAAUGACUUUUGUUGGCGUGUUGUAAAUAGUUGUGUGGAGGUAUUUCCUGCUGAAUCUUUUCCAGGUUUGUAUAAAGCUCAUGUGUUAUUACAUGAAUGAUGACGUGCUUCAUCACUCUGCACUACAGGGCUCCUGAAAUGACUCGUUCUGCUGUUACCAUGAGCAAUAAUGAUUGAUUUCCAUCAAUUAUCCUGUGAUGCACGUUGUUGUUUCUGUUUACUGCUCAUAUCAAUGGGCUCAGUACUCGUUGUCUCAUCCAAUCAGCCGGACUAAUCUCCUCUGUGUCCUCUGAUUGGCCGUUUAAUGUGUAUUAUACUGUAAAUACAUUAAGUGCCCGUCAGGAAUUUUGGGUUUAUUGUAAAAAAACGACUCUUUAUUGUAAAAAACAACUCUUACACUAAUUUGUUUCACUUUUGCAUUUUUUUUGUUAUUCACUAGAGAAUGUGAACACCAGUUCAGUCUUUAAGUUGGUAUUAAUUUGUAAAGUUUAAUAAAAACAAACAAAGAGUCA